Molecule: messenger RNA, 2495 nt
Organism: Ceutorhynchus assimilis (cabbage seed weevil)
Lineage: Eukaryota; Metazoa; Arthropoda; Insecta; Coleoptera; Curculionidae
Source: the annotation of a GenBank genome assembly
AAAAUAAUUUUGUAAAAAGUUAAUAAAAGCACGUAUAUUUUCUGAAGACUCUUUGUGCAAUCAAUCAAGCAUACUUUAUUGGUCCUUCGAUGCUCGAACCUUAUUAGAUCAUUUUAACGCAACAUACAUUAUUGAAUAUACAACAUAUAUUUGUUGUAAUCAGGGUAGGAAAGGUUACGACACUUUGGGAGCUGUCUAUUUACCACCGGAGUCAUCUGUAGAACUGUAUGAGACUUACCUACUGUGUAUGUGUGGAAUCCAUGAUCGAAGAACACCAAUGUACUAAUAUUUACAAGGGGGAAGAUUUCAACUUACCAAAUGUGAACUGGAUCAAUGACGAGUAUGGAUCGCAGGCAGUAGGUAGUUUAUACCAACAAGCGAAAACUUUAUCAGAGUAUUCAUCCUUUCUGAACUUACACACACAGUAACUUACCAGAGACCUUUGUGGAGCUGGCAAAUGAGCCUAUCUUGCCUUGUGAUUCGUAUCACCCAGCCCUAUCAUUAAUACUAGAAAUAGGUGUGUUCCAGGUUGACACCAUUGACAACAACUAUGAAACUUUGUUCAAUAAUCGACCUAACUGACCACGAAACGAGCCAUGAAAUUCAAAUAUCAACUAAUAAUGAGCAUAGAUCCAAUGAACCUGAAACUCUGCCGCCUUCCAAACCCACUAUAUUGGCUUUAGAAGCUGAAACUCCAAAAAUUAACCCAGAAAAAGGUGCUCCGAGAAAAAUUUUAGCCCCUAGAAAAAACAGAACUAAUAGAACUGCUCCGUUAUGGAGAAAUGCUCUAGAGUAUUUGGAUAAUAAAGAAUCAAGGGAGGAAAUUUUAAAAAAUAGACAGUUGAAUUUGGAGGGAAAAAGAAUCGAGUUGGAAAACAGAAGGCUAGUCUUAGAUGAACAACGGCACGAAAUGGAUUAUAUAGAAAGAAAAGAGAAAUUGGAAAUGGAGAAAACUCGAUUUACACAAGAAAUGUUUGAAAGAGACCAAAAAUCCAAAAUAAUUGAACAGCAACAUCAACUUAUUCAGUCACUGAUGGAAAGAUUGAAGAAGACUUCCAAGAGAGGGAGCCACGUGCUAUUAAAGAUCUACAUCUUACCUCGCGUUUGAAUCACCUUGGAACCUGUUUCUCUCAGUUAGCGUGCUUCGACGAGAGCAUAACAAGCUCGAAACCGGAGCUUUGGUUAAAUACUUGUGUUUUCCAGAGAAGUUUGCCAACAACUCUUUCACUGCCUUUAAUAUAAAAGGGCUGAAAGGAGCAUUAUUUGGAAACGAAAAUUAACAUUCCAAGUAUAUCCUUAGAAUCAACCAAGAAUGUUAUGUCUAGGAUGCAUAUUGAGAAUGAUAUAUGUAGAUAUAUUCUAAGAAUAUUUCAAGCAUAUUGGUAUCUAUAAUAUUCUUUUGAGAACAUAACUAUAAUGUCAUAGAAACAUUCUUUGAAUGUGAGAAUACCUAUACAUAUCGAGCAUAUUUUUAGAAUCAAACAAGAAUAUUCUUUUCAGGAUGUACUGAGAAUCUCAUAGGUAUAUUCUAGGAAUAUCCUAAUGGAUUUCUCAGGAAGUUCUUGGGUAUUGCAAACAGUAUUUCUACAAUCUUUUCUCAGAACAUUCUCAGGACAAUCGCAAUGGUUUUGGCGAAUAUUCUAGGCACAUUCCUCCUGAAAAAAGAACAUUCUUAAUACAUUCUAAGGAUGCAAUUUUGUUAUGUGGGUCCUUGGUAAGGUGUAAUAUCUAUUUUUGUUUUGGUUUGUUUUCUUCCACCUAAAGUCUGUUUUUUUUUUAAAGAUAAUUCCCCAAGUCAAAAAUUUAGUAACUGUGUUGGCAAUACAAGCCUUUUCUACAUAAAAACUUUGAAAGCAUUGACAAUUUUACAUUGUAUUGCCAACAUAAUGUCAUUUUGACUUUUAUCUUUAAAAAAAAACAGAUUUUACCUAUUUUGAUUUAUUUAUUUAGGUUACUUAUUUUUUUCAAUGUACACUAGGUACAGGGUGUUUCAAAUUCGAGUUUCAGCAGUUGGGAUUAUGAAAAAGGUAAGAUAUACUGGGUGGUUUAAAUUUGACAAAGUUACUGAUUUUAUCACCAAUGAAAUGCCAUGUCGGAAUAAAGAUUGCCAAAUGUAAGCACAACUUAAAAGCACUUUUUAAAACUGGUACCUUCAAAAAUUUGUAUUGUUUAGAAUACAAAUUUUCAAAAGUGACCCAGUUUCAAAAAACGCAUUUAAGUUAAAAGAGGAUGUUGCAUAUGGCUGUAGAUAUUUUCCAAAAUAUAGGUACCUUUUCAAAGCUAGAAUUUUUUUACACAUUUGGGAAGGCAUUUUAUUGUGUACAAAAUUUCACAACUUUGUCCCAAUUAAGGCCACCCUGUAUUUUUCACCGUUUCCGAAUUCGCAAAUGCUGUAUUUCGAAUUUGAAACGACCUGUACAUACAUAUACUUACCUGACUGUAAUUUAAAGUUCCUAUUUAGAAUUUAGUGGAGUUAAUUUUUGGUGAUUAAAUUU